AUGGCUUCCCGCAGGUUGCUCAGUCUCCCGCAUGAGAUUCGACACCUUAUCUAUCAAGCGUACUUCACUCUCGAUGGCGGAUAUGCCUUCCAGCCUGGAUCUGGCAAACUCGCCGCCGCCGAUGGACAACCUCUGGACCUCGCCCUCAUGUACACGUGCCAGCUUAUCGCUUCCGAAACGAAGAACCUUCCAUUGAAGCACAACGUUGUGUCGUUCUCGACCGUAUACCAUCCCGAGUGGCGUUCGUGGGCCGGCCGAUUCGAUUACUUGCUUCGUACCCAAUACUUCAUGCAAACACAUAUCCUUGUUGAGCUCGGAAGCUUGGGAUACGUCACCCCCGCCAUUUACGAAGAGAUAGGGAGAGAAUUUCCCUGGUUUGUGCCGAAGCUUCAACAGGCUGUGAGAAGCCCUGAGCAAUUUCGGACAGUCUAUUCAGGCCGAUACUUGGAUGAGGUUGCCCGGGGCAGAGAGUGGAAAGUCUAUCGCACAGUCACGUCCCGAGAACGAGUCUUUUGGGGCACGUCAGGUCCACGCUACGAACUCUCCCAAGCCGUCAAAUUUGCACUGAGACUAGUUGCCCAGAAGCUGGAAACAUGCCCAGGAAGCCGUUCGGCUCAGUCUAUAGUAGGUUGGCAAGGAGAUCGCAAAGACCUGCUCGACUUCCUCGACGAAUGCUUUGAGCCCUGGGACAUACCUUCAUGGUCGGACCUGGAAGCGAUGGGCCAGAGACUGGGGGACGAGGAAAAAUGGGAUAGACUACAGUUAUGGGAGGUGGAUCGUUGGGGAAGGUUCACUGUUGCCCAUCGCUCCAAAUAUCGGUUCUCAGCUGCCGCUGUCGCCAUUCGUUUCUUGCGCCAUCUACCUCUUAGCAAACGAUUGUCCUUGAGAGCAAUAAUAUUGCGCGAAGACCACAUCGCGGUGGGGCUCCAGGAACGUCAUUCCAAUGGUUUCAUCCCUUUCCUCCAGGAAAAUCCACGACUCCGAAUUGAGCAUCGUGUCAGCAUGCUGACCAAUAUUCUUCAGGCGGCCAAUAUCUUCGAUGACGCCUACCUCUACAAGAUGCAGGCCGAUGAAUCCGACGAGCGAGACAAGAAUUUCCUGGGUAACCAUGUUUUCCGGGAGUUGAGCCACUGGUCGGUUAAAGCUCUGGCUACACUUGAUGCUGUGAAAGCCCUGGCAGUCCUCACCAAUGAAAGUUCUAUCCUCCGCUGCAACUUCAAUCCUGGACAAGUGUGGAGCGCCGAUAAGUUCAUCAAAGACUUUCAAGGGCACGAUGGCGCCACGAAACGUGGCAGGUCUGAACUGUAUCAAAAGUACAAUACCCGCGAGAACUUCGGGUAUGCUCCGCCAAUCCCUCUAUCAAGAUGGGAGGACCUCAUGAUGGACAAUUGCGAGAGUCGUGAGAUAUUGACACACCGCGACCGUCGGGAGGCCGGCAUUGCUGCCCAGGAUCUCCCUCCGGACUAUGGCAACGUGGAACUAAACCGGCGGGCCCGGUCACAGUUCCUCAACUCGAGAUAG
Molecule: messenger RNA, 1521 nt
Organism: Fusarium subglutinans
Lineage: Eukaryota; Fungi; Ascomycota; Sordariomycetes; Hypocreales; Nectriaceae
Exons: 2
Coding region: 1-1521 (506 amino acids)
Source: RefSeq, a predicted model, not a curated record